This is a messenger RNA of Zingiber officinale, 456 nucleotides long. RefSeq lists its product as uncharacterized. The transcript has a single exon. The record is from RefSeq and is a predicted model, not a curated record. The coding region runs from base 1 to 456 and encodes 151 amino acids. NCBI's taxonomy places the organism in Eukaryota, Viridiplantae, Streptophyta, Magnoliopsida, Zingiberales, Zingiberaceae.
AUGUUGUGUGUGAUCCGUACGACUCCCAAAGAAGGGACCGGGGCGACUCCUUUCCACCUAGUGUAUGGCAGUGAAGCAGUCAUCCCUGUCGAACUCAAAGUCGAAUCCGAUCGGAUACAACACUACAACGAGAACAACGCCGAGCGGAGGCUUCUGGAGCUAGACUUAGUGGACGAAGCUCGCGCAAAAGCCGUCGGCCAGCUGAUGGCAUACCGAAAGAGGAUGAAGCAAAGCUACAAUCGGAGGGUGAUCCCGAGGUCGUUCCAGGUAGGUGACCUGGUAUGGAAGAAAGUGAAGUCGGUCGGCGACAUCAGCAAGAUGGAGGCCACAUGGGACAGACCCUUAAAGGUCAUGGAGAAGCUCCGGUCGAGCGCCUACUACUUGGAGGAUGAGGACGGACGAGGACUAGAGCGGCCGUGGAGCGUGAACCAUCUGCAACCUUACCGAGCCGGGUGA